Molecule: messenger RNA, 5064 nt
Organism: Labeo rohita (rohu)
Lineage: Eukaryota; Metazoa; Chordata; Actinopteri; Cypriniformes; Cyprinidae
Gene: mazb
Product: MYC-associated zinc finger protein b (purine-binding transcription factor)
Exons: 7
Coding region: 881-2263 (460 amino acids)
Cellular component (GO): nucleus
Source: RefSeq, a predicted model, not a curated record
AUUAUUAGUUUAUUCAGAGUCGGGCUCUGUCGUCUUCCUGAAGUAUUUUAGCACGAAUGCACGUGACUCGGACGGUCGAACCGCAGACUGUGGUCACGUGGUGUCCGCAGCGGCUCCGACUGUAUUUGUGUCGGCUCAUUUUCCGAGAGGAAGCAGCAAAGCGACGGAAAUAGGAGGGGGAGACGGAGCCAUCCCUUUAAGAACAACUGGGACAUAGCGGAGAGAGGAAAAGGAGAGGAGGGGGUAGAAGAAAGAGGAAUUAAAAAAGAAAAGGAAGAAAGAGACAGGGAAGGGAGGGAGUGAGGGAGAGAGAGCGCGAUAAAAAAAGAAAGAUGACAUCCUGUGAAUUGAAGCGCCGAGGUGGAGCGGCGGGCUGCGGCCGGGCUCCAGCGCUAUUCGUCCGGGUCACGGCUUGAAUCCGACAGCGAGGCUUCGACAAACACCCGAUUGGCCUGUCGGGGGAUCGAGGAAAAAAACACUGAUUUAUCCAUAGCAGCCUUUAAGUUGGACUCUUUGAAAUGCGUCAAGCGCAUCACGUCUGACCGCUGUUUUAACGUCGAAAUGCCUCGAUCCUGUUUUGUAGUGCAUGGUGUAAGACUGUCGAAAUAACAUUAUUGCUCUCGAUGUUUUAACUCAUGCAAAUGAAUAAAUAGCACGUUGUUGUGAUGUGUCGGGUUGAAGUUGGAUAGGAGCAAAGUGAACACUAAAUAGUGUGCAUCACCGCCGCUAAUCUGAGCCGUGAAUUCAAUAAGUGCUUGUGAACAGUCUGAAACACGUCUGAACAUUAUCUGCAAACUACAGACGAGCUCAGUGAUGUCAUCGCUGCGUUAUUAGUCUUCACUCGAGUACUUGAUUAUAAUAUUCAUCGCUGUGGAACAAAAUGGAUGCCGCGUGGAGCAAUUUUCUCUUCCAGACCACACCUUCCCAGACCCAAGUGGAGGGGAGCCUCCAAUCAGAGCUGCUGACCUCUCCUCAAACCCCGCCCACCGACCACAUAGCCCCGCCCCCGUCGACAGUGGACACUGCUGCUCUCAACGAGGACCCUGUACCUGUGAAGCCCGUGUCCAGACCGGCCCGCGCCGCUCACAUCUGCUCCAUCUGCAGCAAGCAGUUCAAGAACAGCUACAACCUGCGGCGUCAUCAGUCCGUCCACACCGGCGUGCGCAUGAAGGCGGGAUCGCAGAGCCAGGAGGCGGCGGCCAAAGAGAGCGCGGAGCGUCAGGCGGUGCCCCUCUCUCUCCUGCACCUCUCCAUCCCGCAGCAAACCCAAACGCUGGCCGCUCCCGCCGUUCUGCCCCCCCAACACGCGCAGGUCCUGGCCGUCACAGACGGAAACGACGUUACCAUGGAGAGCGUGGCUUCCACGGUGACCGCCCUCCCUCCUCCGGCUGCUGUUGUCAUGGCAACAGGGGAGCCCGUACAGAGGCCAGUAAACCAGAACCCGAACCCCGUGCGUAAAAACCACGCGUGCGAGACCUGCGGCAAAGCCUUCAGGGACGUGUACCACCUGAACCGACACCGGCUCUCCCACUCGGACGAGAAGCCGUUCUCCUGCCCCAUCUGCCAGCAGCGCUUCAAGAGGAAGGACCGCAUGAGCCAUCACGUCCGGUCGCACCAGGGAGGCGUGGAGAAACCCUACGUGUGUCCGCACUGCGCUAAAGCUUUCUCACGGCCGGAUCAUCUCAACAGUCAUGUCCGACAGGUCCAUUCUUCAGAACGACCCUUCAAGUGUCCGACGUGUGAAUCGAGCUUCGCCACACGGGACCGACUGCGCGCUCACAUGAUCAGACACGAGGAGAAGGUUCCGUGUCACAUCUGCGGGAAACUGCUGUCUGCGGCCUACAUCACGGAUCACAUGAGGGUGCACAACCAAUCACAGCAUCACUCCUGCCACCUGUGCAACCGCAGUUUCACCACGCUGACGUACCUGCGGGUUCACGCGCAGAAGCACCACGGCCAGGAGUGGAAGGAGAGCGGCGGAGGCUUCGGCAGCGCGGGCUCGGGCGGGGUGCUGGUGUGUCAGCUGUGCGGCGUUCACUGCAAGACCCCCACGCAGCUGCAGGGCCACAUGGGCACCCACAACCCCCCCGUCAGCGACCCCGGCCCCGUCGGCACCACCACGGCCAGCAGCGAGGCGGUCCCGGGCAGCACGGUCACCCUCUGCAACAUGGUGUCGGCGCCCACGGUGUUCGUGAGCGGAAACACGGUGGUGGAUCUGCUGGUGACCGACUGCUCCAGCAUCAUCCCGCAACCUCAGAGCUAGCAGAGCACGCCUGCGGCGCUCGCACGCAAAAACAGCCAUCCGUACAACUCACGACGCUAAACGACCACGAGAAGCCAAGGAGAAACUGUGAAGAGGCGUUCUGAGUGGAAGUUGCUCACGGUUUAUCACACACACACACACACACACACGACAACUACUGUAGCAUGAUACGUUAUAAGGAACACCUCUCUCUCUCUCAAUGAUGCACAUUUAUAGUCGCUUUACAUUUAUCCCUUUCGGAAGCAGAUUCACACGUACACUUUCUUGUCUCGCUGAGAGCGCGGGAGGACGCUUUGGUCUUCCGAACCUCGGCUCAACAAGAAGGAUCAGGGCAUAACGGUGGUAAAAGAGACUCGGAGGGCAGUAUUUUAGAUUUUAAACGCGCGGUUCACCCAAAAAGGAAUCAUUCGCUCCCCUUCAUUCAGAGCUUUUUUCCUUUCUGGAGCUCUUCUCAUUCAUUCUCAUUGCAUGGAAGAGAGCAGCUCAGACUUUCUGCUAAAUUUCUUCUUUCGCGUCCCACAGAACAAACUAAAUCUCACGGGUGAGUAAAUGAUGGGUGAACUACCGCUUUAACGCUUUCAGGACAAAACAGCCAUGCGGAAGUGUCUCGAUCCACUGUUUCUCUUCCACUUCUUCUUCUCUCUUUUCUCCUGCUCUGUUUUCACGGCGGCGGGACUCUCUGAUGAUACUGUGAUUGUGUAUUGCUACUGUAUUUCUUCUGCCUGUAAUAUGAUUUCCACUUUGUUUGCCAGACCACCUCUGCCACGAACUGGCGUCGGGAUCCGUUCAUAAGUCAUAUUAGCUCUGGUGACGAAAGACAAAAGGGUGAAGGGUGAAAACGAGACGUUGCAUUAGAUGAUAGAGGAAAGUUUUAGAUAUAAAGGAGCUGAUCGGAUAGAUGAUUUAUUUAAUCACGUUCUUUUGCAGUAAGAAUGGCGUAUGCACGCGCCGUGACAGAUGUUGACACGUCUAGCUCAUAUUUCACCCCAAAAUUAAAUAUUAAAAAAUAUAUAUGUAUCUCGUAGUUUCAAAAUGUGAACAAAUAAUGAUAUAUUAUUUAAAUAUUUAUACACUGCUGUUCAGAUGUUUGGGGUUGGUAAAAUUGUUCCCAUGCUCAUCAAGACUGCAUUUAUUUAGUCAAAAAUACAGUAGAAAUAGUGAAAUUUUAUUACAAUAUAAAACAGCUGUUUUCUGUGUGAAUAUCUGUUUAACUGGAAUUGAUUUCUGUCAUCAAAGCUGAAUUUUCAGCAUCGUUACUCCAGUCUGCACAUGAUACGUUUCUGAUUAUUAGCAGUGUUGAAACAGUGAUACAUUUUAAUUGUCAGGAUUCACAGAUGAACAGAAAGUUCCAAAGAACACAAAUAGGAAUCUUUUGUAACAUUAUAAAUGUCUUUACUGUCACUUUUGAUCAAGUUACGUGUCAUUGCUGAAUGAAAGUGUGCAUUUCUUCAACAACAAAAAAAAACAAAACAUCUUUCUGACCCUAAACUUGUGAGCAGUAGUGUACAUCAGGGUGGUACUUUUGCACUGCCUUUAAUAUAUGCUGAUUACAACUGUAGUAAAUCUGGGGCCGUGAGCUGUAGAUUCUGUGCGGUACUGGCCAAAUAAUCCAACUCCUGAGUUUAAGUCCAUGUAACUGUGAAUUUGUCACUGAUUAUCCAUAUCCUACUUUAAAAAACUGUCCUGAGAGUCUAUAAAUAGUCUAUAAAUGCUCAAAAAUGACCUGCCUACAGAAAUCCAAAGGAAAACGCCUAGAUCUCACUGUCAGUCGCUAGUUUCUUUUACAGGACUGUCCUCAAGAGUUCCAUUUAGGUUUAUAUUUUUAUUUCUGAUGUUGUGUGAAAUGUGACAGAAGUGGAGCGUAACGUGUGUAGUAGAGCUGCAGGACGCGGGUUUGAGUCUGAUGGUUUGGCCGUGACUGUACCGUGAGGGGUUUAACAAACACGCAGGCGUUUCGUGUGCCUCUAAUCCGCCUGUCCGUUCCUAGGAAACACAUGAAACACUGAAACUAUGAAUCCUGUGCUGAGUUCACUGAGCGACAUGAUGAGGUGCUGAACUGAAGUUCACAGACAGGGCUAAUGGACGCUUAAAUUUGUCCUCACGUUGUAUUUGUGAGCCGCGGGCCGUCGGAGGAAAGAAAAGGCGCGAGCUGUUGUUUCUGCUUCCAUCAAGACUUUAGCGCGAGGCUCUUUUGUAGAAGGUUGUGUUUUCUUUCUUUUUCUGUUGUGAACGUGUGAACGGCGUGUUUAAAGAAGGGCUGAAAAUCAACUCUUUACGAGGAAUGAGAAAAGACUCGUCUCGGUUCUCGGUUUUGUACUGGAGUGAUUCGUUUGAUGGGUUUAGUGUUGGUACUGUAUAUCUGCUUAUUCAUGAGCUUCAUUUAAUAUGAGAUUUGUUCUUCCUGUGUAGAGACGUAGUGGUUGUUCUAAGCUUCGGAUCAUAUUUAGGUUCUUUGUUUUAAUUUAGCAUUAAGCUGAAAUAAUAAUACCUCUAAUCUCUGUACAGCUCUGGCAAUGCAUCUCAAUGCCUUAUUAUUGUAUCUACCGCAUUUAAUUCGUCAAACACUACAACUAUUUUAAAUUAUAGUCGACGAACCCGUAAAAAAGGAAAGUAAAAUAAUAAUGGGAUGUAUUUAUAUUUAUAUUUUUAUAUUUCUUAGCAGUAUGCAUGUCUAUAAACAGAGCAAAACAAAAUGUUGAUGCUUACCAUGAUCAUGGAUAUUAUGUUAUUAUUUUGUAGAUGAUGUAGAUCAUGUUAUCAUUUUGUAAUUUUGACUAUUAAAAGGAAAUGGAGUAAUCACA